Rhipicephalus microplus (southern cattle tick) is the source of this 453-nucleotide messenger RNA. Its product is annotated as cyclin-dependent kinase 1-like. Lineage: Eukaryota; Metazoa; Arthropoda; Arachnida; Ixodida; Ixodidae. The record is from RefSeq and is a predicted model, not a curated record.
AUGGAUGACUACGUCGUCACGGAGAAGAUCGGCAAAGGCACGUACGGCGUCGUCUACAAGGCCAAGUUCAAGUCCACCAACGAGAUCGUCGACAUCAAGAAGAUCCGACUGAGGACCAAGAAGACGAGUGGAGACAGGUGUGCCAGCCACGACCAGCCGAGAGGUGGCCUUUCUCAGGCAGCUGAAAUGCCCCAACAUAGUGCGGCUUGUAGACGUUGUCAUGGCGGACCCAAGAACAAGGAGACCCUGGACGGCGCGGUAAUUAAGAAGUACCUCAGUCAGAUCGUAGAUCCAAUUCUAUUAUUCCACCAACGGAGAGUUUUGCACCGCGACCUGAAGCCAGCAGACCUACUUAUCGAUGGUAACGGCGACAACAAGGUGGCCGACUUCGGCCUUUGUCACCCGUUUGCAGAGGCAGUGCGUCUCUUCACCCACAACGUAGGCACCCUGUGA